This is a messenger RNA of Oldenlandia corymbosa var. corymbosa, 1037 nucleotides long. The record is from the annotation of a GenBank genome assembly. Lineage: Eukaryota; Viridiplantae; Streptophyta; Magnoliopsida; Gentianales; Rubiaceae.
GGACAUCUGAUGUCGUGUAUGUCACCAGCAACCAAAGGAACAGAUGGAGUAUCAUUAACCCUGCAAAUGACUUCAAUGGCAGCAGGAUGCAUGAAAAUGGCGACAUAAUCCUAGUAUUUUUCCUAAAAAUGAACGAUAAGAUGACAUAAGUAAGCUUCCCUCUGCCGCAAUGACAGAAAGGCAGACUGAAAAUGGUGAGAACAUCAUAGUAUUUUUCCUAAAAAUACUCGAAACUGGAUGACAUAUGUUCUGCAGCUACCAGCCAAGAUAAUGUAACAAACCAUGAACUAAUGCUAUCCAAAAACCCCUAUAAAUUCACAUGCAAUUCGAUCCCUUCACUCCACACAUCAUUUCAGCAUCUUAGCACUUAACCAAAAAAAAAAUCAUCAAAAAUCCCAGUUGUAUUUUCAGCAUUUUUAGCAGCAUAAAAAAAAAAAUGAAGGGCUUCAUCGUGGCUAUGCUCGCGGUUCUUGCCGUGGUUCAGAUGAUGUCUGAACCGGCUCAGGCCGUUACUUGCCCGGAAGUCGCCGGGCAUUUGGCCCCGUGUGUUAAUUACUUGACCGCCGGAGGUAAGCCAGGGAGAGAGUGUUGCCAGGGUGUUGAGGACCUUAUUGCGUCGGUAAAGACUCAGGCGGACAAAAGGGCGGCUUGCAACUGUGUUAAGGCGGCGGCAACCACUUUACCGGUCAGGGAUGAAGCUGCUCAGGCUCUUCCAUCCCAAUGUGGCGUCACCUUGGAUAUCCCCAUCUCCAAGAAUGUCAACUGCGAAGCACUCUUCUAAGAUGGAUCCACACGGAAAGAUGGGGAGAAUAAGUAUGUCUGAAAGGAUGUUGUAUGCUAGAUUAUCUGCAGUUUCAAGUUAUCAAACCUUUUUAUUAUUGUAGUUUAUAGUAAUAAGAAGUUGUUUUUAAAUUUCUUCUAUGCUUGGUUGAAUAAUGUAAAGCUUUAUCGAGCUUGCUGUGAAAUAUAAAGCGGCAUUGCAAUUAAGAACUGAUCAGAGCUUAAAAGCUUUUUCUUCUAUUACUUUUCCGUUUCCA